AUGUGUACUAAUUUCUUUGUAUUAGAGCAACGUCUAUCUGAAAACAUACAUCAGGCCGGAAAAACCGUCCUUAUAUUUUCUCAUGCUAUUUCAUAUUUGCUUUUCUGCCUACUUCUGUUAUCUCCAUCUUCAUUUACUGGAUUUCCUCGUCUUCCUUUUCCUUCUCUUCUUCUUCUUCUUCUUCUUCUUCUUCUCACAGUUUAUCCUUCAUUGUUCCACUUAUUCUAUUCCUCUUUAGGUUUAUGGUUUUACAACAUCAUCUCCGCGUCAUGUUAUUUUUAUCAUAUCUUCCCUGUGUUUUCUCCUGUUUUACUUUCUCUUCAUUUUACACUUUUUCUCUCUAUCCUCUUCUUUUCUAUCACUAACUUCUUCAUCAUCUAUAUUUUCAUCUUCUAUAUCAAUAUUUUCUUCUUAAUAUAUAUAUUCUAUAUUUCGUUCUUCUCUAUACAUUCUUCUCCAUCUGUACCUUCUAUAUCUAGUUCCUUCUUCUUCUUUUUCUUCUUCUUCUUCUUUUCUUCUUCUUCUUCUUCUUCUUCUUCUUCUUCUUCUUCUCCAUCUAUAUCUUCUAUAUCUAUUUCUUUCCCCUUCUUCUUUUUCUUCAACUAUAUCUUCUAUAUCCAGUUCCUCCUCCUCCCCCUUCUUCUUCUUUUUUCUUCUUCUUCUUCUUCUUAUUAUUAUUAUUAUCAUCAUCAUUAUUAUUAUUAUUCACAGACUGCGUGA
Molecule: messenger RNA, 720 nt
Organism: Acanthosepion pharaonis
Lineage: Eukaryota; Metazoa; Mollusca; Cephalopoda; Sepiida; Sepiidae
Source: the annotation of a GenBank genome assembly